AUGGGUCAAACGGAAAGAUCAGAGGCUGCUUUUGGCUGCGAAUCCAAAACGACUCUGGAUCUUCCAAGUGGUUUCGACCAAGGGACGCCUCAAAAGGCACAAGAGAGCCAGUUACAACUUUUUGAGGGGCCCCUUUCCGACGAAGAGCCACAAUGGCAGCCAGAUCUUCGAGACUGGCUUGUUUUUGUCAAUAUCCUCAUUUUCGCCAUGAUGGAUACCUUUGACGCGACGGUCAUGAUGCCGAUCCUUCCAAAAUUAGCAAACGCAUUUGGGAAACCGCUUGCCAGCAUCUUUUGGGUGAAUACCAGCUAUCUCAUCGCAAGCACCGCUGGCCAGCUUUUCUUCACCAUGGCGUGCGAUGUUUUUACACAUGGACCACUAUGGAUUGUGACCGGUAUCUUGAGUACGAUUGGAUCUGGAAUCUGCGGUGGUUCGAUUGGCUUGACCGAGCUCAUCAUCGGUCGUUUAAUUCAGGGCGUGGGCGGCGGUGGUGCGACAGCACUGUGCUUUGUGGUCAUGGUCGACACCACGCCAAAGUCAAUCCAUUCGCGAUACUCGUGCUAUAUCCAAGUCACCCGACUGAUGGGUCUGAUGCUAGGACCUGCAGUCGGUGGACUGUUCAUCGACAAGGGAAACUGGACGUGGACCUGCUAUUUCAACUUUGUCUUCUGCGGACUAGGUUUACUACUAGUUCCCGUUUCCGUGGAUCUGCGAAUCUCCAGAAACAUUCCCCUUCGGAAACUACGCAUUUUGGAUUGGUCUGGUGCGACUAUGGCAGUUCUGGGUCCGUCUAGUAUCCUCAUCGGGCUCGCCUGGGGUGGUGUUCUCUACCGAUGGACUGAAUGGCGAACCAUGAUGCCCAUCGCAGUUGGAGUCUCGAUCAUGAUUGCCAUGGUCUUGUACGAGUCAACCUGGGCCCUGCACCCGCAGUUUGGGUCAAAAGUGUUCAAGUCCACUGCAAUAACCAUGACCUAUCUCGGCUGCUUCUGCCAUGGUUUUGUGUUGUUUACUCAAAUGCAGUAUUUUGUAUUCUUUCUGAUGGCGACGAGAUAUUUUUCUGCAACGAACGCGGGGUUGUCGCUGUUGGCACUCACCGGGCUGGCGCUCACGCCAGCAGUCGUACUGGGAACGGUGUUCGCAAGCAACCUUCGCUUCGCGAAAUACUUCACUUCGGGAGGCUGGGCGUUGAACAUUCUCGCAUCCGGCUGCUCAAUCCUCCUCAGCAGAACAACACCCAUUGCUGGAUGCAUUUUCAUUCUCAUUGCUGCUGGGCUGGGGCAUGGACUUCUUUUGGCAAGCUAUAACACGAAGAUGCACAAUAUGCCUGGAUCGGGGGGAAAGUCAUUUGCGACAAAGCCUGUUGUAGUCUCAAGCUUUUUGCGAGCAUGGGGUAUGACAAUCGCGAUCCCAAUCGGGGCCAUGAUGGUUUUGAAUACCUUUGGGCAUGAAUUCCAGCGCCUCGGACUCAGCAGAGACCUCAUCAAUACCACCAAUGGCUACUUAGUGCUGAUGGACCAGGUCAAAAUGUCCCACCAGGAUCGAGUGGCAAUUCAGAAUGCAUCUGCAAAUGCAUUACACUUGGUGUGGGAGGUGAUGACCGGUAUCAGCGCACUUGGUGGCAUUUCUUCGGCCUUUUCAUGGAGUGGGAAAUUUUGA
Molecule: messenger RNA, 1656 nt
Organism: Penicillium oxalicum
Lineage: Eukaryota; Fungi; Ascomycota; Eurotiomycetes; Eurotiales; Aspergillaceae
Product: MFS transporter
Exons: 3
Coding region: 1-1656 (551 amino acids)
Biological process (GO): transmembrane transport
Molecular function (GO): transmembrane transporter activity
Source: RefSeq, a predicted model, not a curated record